This is a messenger RNA of Grammomys surdaster, 2622 nucleotides long. RefSeq names its product chromosome unknown CXorf38 homolog (gene CUNHXorf38). The transcript has 7 exons. Lineage: Eukaryota; Metazoa; Chordata; Mammalia; Rodentia; Muridae. The record is from RefSeq and is a predicted model, not a curated record. The coding region runs from base 12 to 974 and encodes 320 amino acids.
AGGAGUAAGACAUGGUAGUGUCGGAGCUGGCAGCGCGCCUCAAUUGUACCGAAUACAAAAACUGGGUGAAAGCAGGACACUGCCUGCUGCUGCUGCGCAGCUGCCUGCAGGGUUUCAUAGACCGCGAAGUGCUCUCCUUCCAUCGUGGACUGCUGGCCGCAGACCCUGGCCUCGGUCCCCACGUCACCUGCUGCGGCGGUUCCCGGUGCAGCCCGCGUGCUCGUCAGUUUCAGCCUCAGUGUCGGGUGUGCACAGAGUGGAAACGCGAGAUAUUGAGGCAUCACAUGAACAGAAAUGGAGACGUGCACUGGGGAAAUUGCAGGCCUGGCCUCUGGCCCGUGGACCCUUGGGAAGUAGCCAAGGCCUUCAUGCCCCGAGGACUGGCUGACAAACGAGGACCUGAGGAAUGUGAUGCAGUUGCUCUUUUAAGUCUCAUCAACUCCUGCGAUCACUUUGUGGUUGACCGGAAGAAGGUCACAGAGGUGAUUAAGUGUCGAAAUGAAAUAAUGCACUCUUCAGAGAUGAAAGUUUCAUCUACUUGGCUUCAAGAUUUUCAGAUAAAGAUUCAAAAUUUUCUGAACGAAUUCAAGAAUAUUCCCGAGAUUGUAGCGGUAUAUUCCAGAAUAGAACAGCUGUUGACAUCUGACUGGGCUGUUCACAUCCCUGAGGAAGAUGAACGAGAUGGGUAUGAAGUUGAAACAGGAAGUUACUUGAGUGUGAACCAAAUCCAUGAAAUUGAAAUAGAAUUGCUGAAGGAAAAGCUACAAGAGAUGUAUCUUCAAGCAGCAGAAGAAGAGGUGUUGCCGGAAGAGAUCUCAAGUCAACUGGAUGUGGUGAAAGGGUUUCUGAGAAGCAACACAGAUCUUAGAAGUGGCCUUACAGAAGACUUGCAGAAGCUAGACACCCUCCAUCUACAGCAUCAAAAACAAACUUCAAAGGAUGCGGGGACACAGACACCUGAAAGGAAGGCUUGAGGUCUGUGGCAUUAGACUGCUUCGUGUCACCCCUGGAUGUUGCUAUGUUCCCAGAACUACCUGGAAGAAAUUCUCCUUGCCAAGACUCAGCAAAGAUGAAUUCAUUCCCUCACCUGGCCAGCUGCCUGCCCAACAGGGACCCUCCAGAGUGGGUAGCAAUAGAGACUGGAUUUGGCAUGUAUUUUGACUUUAUAACCCAAAUGAAUGCCAAUGUGCCUGCAGCUUGCUUAUUUAAUCUUCCAGGUUGUUGUUUAGUUUCAGUCUUAUGGUUUCUUUCUCCCUUCAUUUGUGACGGUCCUUGAGAAGACUUCAAGAGUAAAGCAAGAUUUUGCAUUUAUUUUGCAAUUUUCUCAAAGAAUAAAAGCCAAUUCCCAACUAGAUCUGAAGUACAAAACAUAGAAUAUUGAUUCACUAACCCACAAAGACCUGGUUUCUAACUAUAGGAAGUUUGAGAUUCAAACCUUUCAUUUUACACCUGUCUAGUUUGUCCUUAUCAAUUCAGCACAUACCAAGUGUCACCCCGUGCCAGACACUGAAGUAGAUAUACAAAUGUAACAAGUGGUAAAAUCCAGUCUUGCCAUUUUUAUUUGCCACUCUGACAGUUCAAAGGUAUUCUUCAGAGAACUAGUAGUAACAUUUCAUUGAAUUGAAACAGAAAGGAAGGCCCUUGUUUAAAGAACUCUGAAGCAGAUGUGAAUGCAGAGGUAUCAGCCUAUCAGCAUCUCUUCCACAGAACUGUACAUCUGUAUGUCCAAAUGGAUGUUCACCAGUAGAGGACCUAUUGAAUAAGGUGUAGAACAUUUGUACUGUGCCACAUAACUAUUCUAAAGAAUGAUCCCAUACUGAAGUGCAGUGAUGUGAAUUACCUGUAAGGCAUCUAAAGUAAAGAGACGGUUUGAGAGGGAGGAGUACAGCUCAGUGGUGGGGUGCCUGCUUGCCCCACAUGUCCAAUGCCUUGAAUAGAUUGCUCUUUCACUGCCAAAAGCAAAGUAUUUAAUAAUCCCUAGUGCUGUUUGUGUUCUGUAAUAACUGAGGUCUGGAAAGGUAUGGUUUGUUUUCCCAGUCUUUCUUCUGUGUUAUGUCUCUGAGAAGAAUUGGGGCUAUGGGGCAGUAGUCAGAAGGAAUUGAGCUUUUCUGUUUUUAUAUAUUCUUUUUUAUAAUAAACAUACUUCUGGGUCAGAUUACAUGGAUUUUGCUGUCGCCUCCAUUUUGUAGCUCCACCUCCAGGGGUGCUUUGGAAUCCUAGCACCAGGGGAGGAAACCCAGGAAGGGCAGGCCUUCUACCAAGGCUGCCUUCCUCUCCCACUGGAGUGCCUGGUCUUUAUCCAGAAGUAUGGAUUAUACAGCCUCUCCCGGGACACAGGUGGUUGAUAGUUUGAAAAAAUUUAUAGAGAAAAAUGGCUAAAUCAUAGUUGCAAAGACAAGGAAAUUAUCAGAGAUUGCCUCCUUUCCCUUUGCUAGUUUAAUUGGAAAUUUACCUGCUCUGAAAAGCAUUCACUCAACAGUGCCCUUUAUUAAAAUAUAUUCAAAUUAUAAAAUACACUUUGUGAGAUAGGCCUAAAUAUUAAUUUCUACUCAUGUGAUACUCAGUGAAGUGAAAAAAUACUUGAAUGUUUUAAUAAAAAUCUUAAUAUAGUUCACUUCGUAA